Messenger RNA from Gopherus flavomarginatus (Mexican gopher tortoise), 707 nucleotides. RefSeq names its product zinc finger protein 560-like. The transcript has 4 exons. Lineage: Eukaryota; Metazoa; Chordata; Testudines; Testudinidae. The record is from RefSeq and is a predicted model, not a curated record. Bases 11 to 460 code for a protein of 149 amino acids. Gene Ontology annotation, biological process: regulation of DNA-templated transcription.
AGGCUGCAGAAUGUUUUGCUCCAGCUCAUCCCAGCCUGGCGUGGGACAGGGAAGAGAAAUGGCUGCAGUGGAGUCAGUCCAGGGGCUGGUGACCUUCAAGGAGAUGGCUAUGUAUUUCACCAGGGAAGAGUGGGCUCUGCUGGACCCCACUCAGAGAGCCCUCUACUGGGAUGUCAUGCAGGAGAACUAUGAGACUGUGACCUCGCUGGGCCAGAGAAUAACAUCCAUGUUUCGCUGCAGAUCAUCUCGUCCUCCCAGGGGCAAGGAAAUGGCUGCAAUGGAGCUGGCUCAGGGGCCGGUGACCUUCGAGGAGGUGGCUGUGUAUUUCUCCAGGGAAGAGGGGACUCUGCUGGACCCCACUCAGAGAGCCCUCUACAGAGAUGUCAUGCAGGGGAACUAUGAGACGAUGGUCUUGCUGGGUAAGGAUUCCUGUCCCUUCUGUUCUUGGAAGGGGAAAUGAAGAGUGAAGGUUCAUGCCACCCCCACAAUGCCAUCUGUACCCUGUCCUGUUUCAGCAUCACCCCAAUAGGCCAGUAACAUACAUACUACCAGAGACCCUCCUCUGCUGCAGAACACUUUGGGAACAGAGCACAGGAGCAGCAUCACACAAUGUCAAAUAUCUCCUCUUUACUCAAGUAAAACUGGGGUUAGGUCCAGCAUAAUGAACAGAAGCUUCCUACCCCCAGCCUUCUCUCAAACCCUGAGCC